This is a messenger RNA of Bathycoccus prasinos, 1197 nucleotides long. RefSeq lists its product as hypothetical. Lineage: Eukaryota; Viridiplantae; Chlorophyta; Mamiellophyceae; Mamiellales; Bathycoccaceae. Gene Ontology annotation, molecular function: ubiquitin binding. The record is from RefSeq and is a predicted model, not a curated record. The coding region runs from base 1 to 1197 and encodes 398 amino acids. The transcript has a single exon.
AUGCGUCUGCGCGACGAAUCGUCAUCAUCGUCUGGUGUUCAGAUAUCCGUCCACAGCUCGAUAGCUUUGGAUGAAACCAUUCACGACGUGAAAUGGAUCCCAUCCAGUGCUCGGUUUUGCGUGUUAGGAGCGCACGCUCGAGGCACCGGAAGUCUCCAAGUCUUUGAGCUUGAAAACACGCACCCUCUGGACGAGGAGGCUUCUUCUUUAUCUCCUUUGUCUUCAUCACCGGCGAAACCAUCCUCUCGUCUCGUUAUGAACGCAAAAGGAAAAUGCGAACACGACCACGCGAUGAAAUGCGGGACCUUUGCCGGUUCAGACGCGAUUGAACGCGAGUUUAUCGCGGGAGAUUUUUCUGGUCAACUUCUCUGUUGGGAUGUGGAAUACUUGACCAAACCAACGCGAGUGGUAAAAAACGCGCACGAAUCAAUCAUCAAUUGCAUAGAUGGAUGCUAUAAUCAACACUCGAAAGUGAUCGUCACAGGAAGUCGAGAUGGGUCUGUGAAAGUAUGGGACUUCAGACGGAAACAAUCUGAUCCCGUCGUGAAUUUUGCGCCGUCCGUCACCACAAAGGUCUCGCCAGAGUGCUGGUCUGUAAAUGUAGGCAAUGCCAAGAACGAUAGCGAACCGAUGAUUUUAGCAGGAUACAGCGACGGUACGGUCAAAAUGUUUGACCUUAGAAGAGUGAAGAAUAGUGGUGAGUAUUCAACGUCGCUGUAUUGGGAAACGAAUGUUGAUCGAGGCGUCUGCGGAGUAGAAUUUGACCGGAAAGCUAUAGAGAUGAAUAAGUUUGUGGUGACGUGCUUAGAAUCGCAGUCAAAAGUAUUCGACGCACGUACGUUUAAUCCCAAAAGAGGUGGCUUCUCGAGCUCUGUCGUCACGGAAGUCAUGGAAAAUGGUCCCACUAUAUGGGGUGUAAAGCAUUCUCCCUUCAAUCGAGAAAUUUCUGUAUUUCUAGGUGGCGACGGCACUUUAUCGGUGCAUAAAUACGCGUAUCCAAAACAAAGACGUUUACAACUGAACGAGGAAGAGUGUGUCGGUAAUGCCGGUCAAACGCACCUACUGGUGGAAUCAAAAGUAUCCACGCAACCCAUCAGCGCGUUCGAUUGGAACAAAGACAAAGAAGGACUCGCAAUUUGCUCGUCUUUUGAUUCGAGAAUUCGUUUACUUUUCAUUACCGGUAUGAAUAAGCUCUAA